UUCCAAUUUUAUUUUGCAUACCAAAUUGUUCAUUCUCAACAAAUGAAUUACACAACUUCCUCAUAUCCUUUAGAAAUUACAAUAAAAACGGCAGAAGCUCUGACCAUACGAAAUCAAAAACCCAUUUUAAAAAAUGUGUUUGUUACAAUUUCUAUUGAAAAUAAUGGCUACAUGAACCAAAUACAAACUAGACUUUGUGACCCGAGCAACACUAAGCCUACAUGGAACGAGAAGUUGAUCAUGUCUAUGCCUACGAAUGUGAAAUUUAUUAUAUUAGAGGUUCGUUACAAAAGGAAAUCUAAUGAUAAGUUUAUAGGUCUUGCUAAGGUUCCGACCUCGGAUUUUGUUGGUAAUAAAAUGCCACUAAAUUACUUGCAUUGCUUAAGCUAUAGAUUAAGAGAUCGUGAUGGUGAACCAAAUGGGAUUAUUAAUUUUAGUGUGAAUGUAAAAAGGACUAAAUUAGAUUCUCAAUUUGAUGGAAAUUACAAUAGUAAGGAUAAAAUUGAAAUACAUGGAUUUAACUGUAGAGAAAAUUAUUGUGCUCCUCCUAAAUUACCAUGGGCAGGGUCGACUUUGUUAGGUGAUAGGAGCAAAAAUACUGCUACUGUUGUUGGAGUUCCUGCAGCUUGGUAAAAUUCAUGCCAUGCAUGAUGAAUUUUACAAAUAUUUGAAUUUAGAAAAUUGCUAUAAUAUUUUAUAUUUUUUCAUUUGUUCUAUUUGUAUAUAUUGAUUGAAAUAUGAUUUAAUCAUAUUAACAAUUUGAGUAUUAGUAUACUUUUUUGUCUUAUUAAAUUUAAUUUUGUUAUAUAAAAUGAAAUAUUAUGUGUCACUUUCAGCAAAAUCAAAUAGCUAGACA
Amaranthus tricolor (Joseph's coat) is the source of this 856-nucleotide messenger RNA. RefSeq names its product BON1-associated protein 1-like. Bases 43 to 633 code for a protein of 196 amino acids. Lineage: Eukaryota; Viridiplantae; Streptophyta; Magnoliopsida; Caryophyllales; Amaranthaceae. The record is from RefSeq and is a predicted model, not a curated record. The transcript has a single exon.